Molecule: messenger RNA, 759 nt
Organism: Pangasianodon hypophthalmus (striped catfish)
Lineage: Eukaryota; Metazoa; Chordata; Actinopteri; Siluriformes; Pangasiidae
Product: transmembrane protein 80
Exons: 6
Coding region: 43-480 (145 amino acids)
Biological process (GO): non-motile cilium assembly
Cellular component (GO): ciliary transition zone
Source: RefSeq, a predicted model, not a curated record
UAAAUCCAUAACAACACAAAGCAGAAGGAGUGAACAUCCAAGAUGGCGACGAGACGACCGGACAGAACUGCCAGUGUUCUUUCCUCUGUGCUUCUCCAAAUUCUGCUCUACGCCUCUGCAUUCUACAGCUUCUUCUACUUCCUUUCCAGCCUCUGUAUGAUCAUCUACAAAAGUCAGGUGCUAAGUUACCCUGACAGUUAUUUGGCGCUAGAUGUGUGCUUGCUCCUGCUGAUGGCUGCUUUCGAGAUCUUGAGAGUCUACUGGGGAGUGAGAGGCAACCUGCAGGAGAGCGAGAGAUAUGUAGGUGCAAGUCUGCUCAUCACAGGAGCCACACUUCUGCUCUCAGUGUACUUCCUGGUGUGGCAGUCAUAUGUGCUGAGAGCUGAUGUCAUCAUUAACGCCAUCCUGCUCUGUGUCUAUGGCCUCUCUGCAGUUGCCGGCUUUGGAGCCCUUGCACGCUUCACCAGCGUUUACUCAUGACACACAAGGGUCUUGUCCUGAUGGUAUAAAUCCACGUCUACAGCUGCACUUCACUUGACGUAUGGACUACAUGUUCCAUAAUGCAUCAGUGCAGAUCCUCUGUCUCAGCAAAAGCACUGGCUUGAAGUAGGAUAAGAGAAAUUAAAACUGACAAAAUGCAGUUACCUACAUUUUUCUACAUUUUGCAACCACACUGAAUAGGAAAUAGACAUUAACAAAAUCAGUCUGGUUAUUUGUAUUUUUUGUAGAAUUUUACAAAUGUGGCAAGAGGUUAGGAAA